ACGUUUCGAUAUUUCAAAACGGCGUCACUUUUGCGCACUUUAUCUUGUUGUGGUUGAGCAAAGUGUGGAGCACUUAGAAGUUAGAAGCAGCAGAAAUGGCUACCACUUCUGCUUCGUUCGCUCGCUUCUCCGUCAUCUCCAAACUUUCCUCCCAUCCACAAUUCAUCCUCUUCAACAUCGCUACUCCAACCGGAAACCCUCAUUCACGAACCGGCGCGGCCCGCUUCAGGUGCUCGGCCGGUCAGACCGGGUUCUUCACGAAACUGGGGCGGUUGUUAAAGGAGAAGGCGAAGAGCGACGUGGAGAAGGUGUUCUCGGGUUUCUCCAAGACCCGCAACAACCUCGCCGUCAUCGACGAGCUUCUCCUCUAUUGGAACCUCGCCGACACCGACCGAGUACUCGAUGAACUCGAAGAGGCUCUUUUAGUGUCUGAUUUUGGGCCGAAAAUCACUAUUAAGAUAGUGGAGAAUUUGCGCGAGGACAUACUUUCAGGGAAGCUUAAAUCAGGGAAUGAGAUAAAGGAAGCACUGAAGAGGAAUGUUUUGGAAUUGCUAACCUCCAAGGGCAGUAAAACUGAACUUCAACUUGGAUUCAGGAAGCCAUCUGUAAUAAUGAUAGUUGGUGUUAAUGGUGGAGGGAAAACAACAUCUUUGGGAAAGCUGGCUUAUAGAUUGAAGAAUGAAGGGGCUAAGAUAUUGAUGGCAGCUGGUGAUACAUUUAGAGCAGCUGCCAGUGACCAGUUAGAAAUAUGGGCUGAAAGGACUGGGUGUGAGAUUGUUGUGGCUGAAUCAGAGAAAGCAAAAGCAUCAUCAGUGCUUUCACAGGCUGUAAAAAAGGGAAAAGAGCUGGGUUUUGAUAUUGUAUUAUGUGAUACAUCUGGGCGUUUACACACUAAUUACAGCCUAAUGGAAGAGUUGAUUUCUUGUAAAAAGUCUGUUGCCAAAGUCAUUCCUGGUGCACCUAACGAGAUCCUACUUGUUCUGGACGGGACUACUGGUUUGAAUAUGUUGCCACAAGCGAGAGAAUUCAAUGAUGUCGUGGGUGUUACUGGUUUAAUUUUGACCAAACUGGAUGGUUCUGCUAGAGGUGGCUGUGUGGUCAGCGUGGUUGAUGAGCUCGGAAUCCCUGUAAAAUUUGUGGGAGUUGGUGAAGGUGUUGAAGACCUUCAACCCUUUGAUGCGGAGGCCUUUGUCAAUGCCAUUUUUAUGUAAACCAACAGUGUGGGUUCGCAGAGCAGCUAGCUUGACGUGAAUAUUCAGAGCAACACCAGAUCACAGGAAAGAUGACACUUUAUUGUUGAACCUUACUCGGGAGAGGCGAAGCAUUGCGAAUUUGUAAAUGAUUUUGAGGUGCAGAGUUGUUGCUAUUGAGGCACGCAGAGUGUAUAUAAUCAUCCUUUUGCAUGCUGUGGCUGGAAAUUUCUGACAGUGCAAGUGGGUCAUGGGCUUUAUUUUCACUCCUGUUUAUGAACCGAAGGAUUUUAUUUGUGAUGUGCAUAGAGGUCAUACUUAGAGGAAAAUUUAAACAGUAACACAUGCUCCAUUCUCUGUCAGCAUCUGAUUAAUGACGCAUGUUUUUAUUUCUUUGACUUCUCAACGAGGUUAAUUUGGUGUAUCGUCCAUGGUUGUCGAAGGCACGGUGACAGAAGUGGUUAAUGGAUGGAAUUUUUCA
Molecule: messenger RNA, 1671 nt
Organism: Cajanus cajan (pigeon pea)
Lineage: Eukaryota; Viridiplantae; Streptophyta; Magnoliopsida; Fabales; Fabaceae
Gene: CPFTSY
Product: signal recognition particle receptor protein, chloroplast (FTSY)
Biological process (GO): SRP-dependent cotranslational protein targeting to membrane
Cellular component (GO): membrane
Molecular function (GO): ATP hydrolysis activity; GTPase activity; GTP binding
Source: RefSeq, a predicted model, not a curated record